UCGCCAACUUUUGCAGAAGCCUCAUUUUCUUUGUAAGUUCCUCAAAAUGGCCAGCUUCAAUGCCGGAGUUGUGUGUGCAUUGUUAGUGUUGUGCAUGUUUGUGCCAAGCUUGGCCACUGUUUACACCGUUGGAGAUACCUCUGGUUGGGCCAUAGGUACUGAUUAUAGCACCUGGACUAGUGGCAAGACCUUUGCAGUUGGCGAUAGCCUUGUCUUCAACUAUGGAGGUGGACAUACGGUGGAUGAAGUGAGCGCUAGCGACUACAACACGUGCACUGUGGGCAAUUCCAUCUCCUCCGAUAGUAGUGGCGCCACCACCAUCCCUCUCAAGACUGCCGGGACUCACUACUUCAUUUGUGGUGUUGUUGGCCAUUGUGGGAGUGGCAUGAAGCUUGCUGUGACUGUUGGUAAAGCAUCAGACACUGCACCAUCUGGAACAGGAACACCAUCCACACCAGCGGUUAACACGCCUACCACCACUACCCCCACCACCACCACCUCAACACAUUCGUCUUCAGGGACUACCCUCUCCCCUAUUGUGGCUCUAUUUGUUACUGCCUGGUCUACUUUUUCUGCGUUGGCUCUCACAUAAAUUUGGCUAGAAUGCAGAAUCUAGCCAGGUUGGAGGCAGUGCUCUUUCUAAUUCUUUCUUUCGUGAUCUUUCCAUGGUGAUUUUCUUAGUUUAUGAAUAGGCCAUUUACAAUUCAAAAAGACAGAAUAGUAUUGGGUAUGUAAAAUUAUGAUGCAUCGAUGAGUUCAUCUCACUAAACCUGUGUGGGUUUCUUGGAAUCAAAGCAUUGGCAUGAACAUGAGAGAUAUAGAUCGAUAUAUGAUGUGAUCAUUUAGUGUUGAAAUAAUUUAAAGUAUACUUUGAACUUUGGAGUUUUA
Carya illinoinensis is the source of this 888-nucleotide messenger RNA. RefSeq names its product blue copper protein. The record is from RefSeq and is a predicted model, not a curated record. Lineage: Eukaryota; Viridiplantae; Streptophyta; Magnoliopsida; Fagales; Juglandaceae. Bases 47 to 592 code for a protein of 181 amino acids. The transcript has 2 exons. Gene Ontology annotation, cellular component: plasma membrane. Gene Ontology annotation, molecular function: electron transfer activity.